This is a messenger RNA of Arachis duranensis, 1806 nucleotides long. RefSeq names its product probable isoaspartyl peptidase/L-asparaginase 3. Gene Ontology annotation, biological process: protein deglycosylation. Lineage: Eukaryota; Viridiplantae; Streptophyta; Magnoliopsida; Fabales; Fabaceae. The coding region runs from base 496 to 1605 and encodes 369 amino acids. The record is from RefSeq and is a predicted model, not a curated record. Gene Ontology annotation, molecular function: N4-(beta-N-acetylglucosaminyl)-L-asparaginase activity. The transcript has 8 exons.
UAAAAAAAAUAGUUUUUUGUUUCUUUCACCGAUUCACUGUGUAUGUGAUUGAUUCAAUUUCUAUUAUAAUUAACUCUUUAGUCACUUCUUGCUUCUCACACUCACAUGAGUUGGUCCCUUUGCUUUUCUCUUUGGAACUUGGACCAACAAUCUCCAUGAGUCUCACUCAGCCAUUUAUCCCGUUACCUUGAAGUAAACUGCCAUUUUGAAAUUCCAAAGAAGUUAGAAGAAAUUGUUGUUGUUAUUAUUAUUAUUGUUGUUGUUGUUGUUUGGUUUCCCACGGUAUCCUUGCCCUGCUACUAAUCUUUUGCGGAUCGGAAUUCCAUUAAAGGUUUGCUGAGCAAUGCAUAAAGCGAGAUUCGUCAGACAGUUGCUUAAGCAGAUGAGUGAGCUAAGCUAACCACUCAACCAGCACAAUUUGGUUAUUCUUAUUUAUUAUUUAUCCCCAAAAGAGUUCUGGUAGCCUUCCCCUCAAGAGCCAUAGAAGUUGUCUCCAUGGCUAUGCCUACAAGGGCCCUCUUCCAGGAUUCGCUGCGAUCCAAAAGCACUCCACUCUUCAAAUUCAUGUUGUUCCUCUUUUUACUGUCUAUGGUGCUGGGACAUGAAACUGUUGAAGUGGAGCACUACCCGCUGGUUGUGAGUACUUGGCCGUUUGUUGAGGCCGUUAGAGCUGCUUGGAAGGCUGCUGAUGGUGGUUCAACAGCUGUGGAUUCUGUGGUUGAGGGUUGCUCAACUUGUGAGGAACUGAGAUGUGAUGGAACAGUUGGUCCGGGUGGAAGUCCAGACGAGAAUGGAGAAACUACAAUUGAUGCUCUGGUCAUGGAUGGGGCGACUAUGGAAGUAGGAGCUGUCGGUGCCAUGAGAUAUGUAAAGGAUGGUAUCAAGGCUGCUAGGUUAGUAAUGCAACAUACUGAGCACACAUUGCUGGUAGGAGAGAAAGCAUCGGCAUUUGCGAUAUCAAUGGGUCUUCCAGGACCCACAAACCUGAGUUCAUCAGAAUCUAUAGAGAAGUGGGCUAAAUGGAAAGCUAAUAACUGCCAACCCAAUUUCUGGAAGAAUGUCUUACCUGAAAACAGCUGUGGUCCUUAUCGCCCAACAAGUUACCUGGAGCAUACUGAUGAAACGUGCUUGAAGACUUAUGCGAUGCAAACUACUGAUUUAAGAUUUCUUGAUCUUGGUCAUCGGAUCCAUGAUACUGUAUCAAUGGCUGUUAUUGAUAGAAUGGGACAUAUUGCUGUUGGCACAUCGACUAAUGGGGCGACGUUCAAGAUUCCUGGCAGGGUAGGUGACGGUCCGAUAGUUGGAUCGUCUGCAUAUGCUAAUGAAGAAGUUGGUGCAUGCUGUGCAACUGGGGAUGGUGACAUCAUGAUGCGCUUCCUUCCAUGUUAUCAAGUUGUUGAAAGCAUGAGGUUGGGAAUGAAUCCGGAACUUGCUGCGAAAGAUGCAAUAGGGAGAAUAGCAAGAAAGUUUCCAGAUUUUAUGGGAGGCAUUGUUGCCGUUAACAAAAAGGGGGAACACGCCGGAGCUUGCCAUGGAUGGACAUUUCAAUACUCAGUGAGGAGCCCUGGAAUGAAAGAUGUGCAAGUCUUUACUGUGCUACCCUGAAAGGUACAACACUAUUCAAUAAAUUAGCCUUACGAUAUUAAGGUUAGUUAGUAAAUUGGGGACUAAAGUGUGAAAUAUCGGGAAUGUUAGAGAAUUUGUUGUUUUACUUGGAUGUGGGAGUAUUAUGCAAAUAUGCAAUACGCUAGGAGCGAAUUGCAAAUAAUUAUUAUAAAGUAUAAAAAUACUUGAUUUUGAAGUUUA